ACUAAAAUCGUUUUAGUACACAAACACUAAAUAAACCAAAAAUGGCAGAAAAUCUUCUUUUAUUAUACGACCGUCCUUUCGAGCCAUGUUUUCUUCCGAAAGGACUUGGAAAGAAAUCGUUUAAGGUGCCUCCACAUCUAAUGCCUGAAAGAUAUCAAGCUAUUCCAGAAUCGGUGGUCAAUGAUAUCGGGCAUGAAUAUGUAAACGAUAAAAUAAAUGUAAAAGACAUUUCCUUUCCGGAUUCGGUCCAAUUUAGAGAAAUUUUAGCGUUUCCCCGACAAUCUGGAUUCUCUCUUUUUAUUCCGAAGCACAGAGAAAUUGCCGGGAAUUUAAUCCAAAUUUUUAGAGGAAUGGUAUCCAUUGAUGAUUUGUUAGCAAUUGCCGUCUACACAAGAGAUAGAGUAAACCCCUACCUUUUUAAUUAUGCUCUUUCGGUUGCUUUAAUACAUCGUCCAGAUACGCAACAUCUCGAAUUACCAGCUUUUAUUCAAUCGUUUCCAUAUAAGUUCCUCGAUGGUAGGGCUUUGCAAAAAGCUAGCGAAGAAAUCAGCGUUGUACCAGAUGAGUACAAGAUUCCAAUUGAAGUUCCUCUCACCUACACCGCCACCGGUUUAGAAGAAGAACAACGUCUCGCUUAUUUCCGUGAAGACAUCGGUGUUAAUUCGCACCAUUGGCACUGGCACUUGGUUUACCCCCACUCAGGAAAUGAAGCGAAUAAAGAUCGAAGAGGAGAACUUUUCUUUUACAUGCAUCAACAGAUCAUUGCCAGGUACAAUUUCGAGCGUUUCUCGAAUAAUUUAAAUCGGGUUAUUCCUUGGAGCGACUGGCACACGCCGAUUAAGGAAGCUUAUUUCCCUAAAUUAGACAGUCAGGUGGCGGCUCGAGUUUGGCCCGCUCGCAUGGAAAAUCAACAAAUUAGAAACAUAAACCGCGAUAAUAUAAGUGCAACCAUCGGGGAAUUGAUUCAAUGGAAUAGUAGGAUUGCGGAUGCGAUUGAUAGUGGGGAGGUUAGAACGAAGACGGGAUUCAUGAAGUUAACGGAAGAUAGUGGAAUUGAUGUUUUAGGAAAUAUGGUCGAGGCGAGCGUGUUAUCGCCGAAUCAAGAUUAUUAUGGGGAUCUUCACAAUAUGGGGCAUGUGUUUAUUUCGUUGGCUCAUGAUCCAGAUUUUCGUUACCUUGAAGAUGCUGGAAUUAUGAGCGACACCGCAACGGCGAUGAGAGAUCCAGUUUUUUAUCGUUGGCACGGACAUAUUGAUGAGGUGUUCCAAAGAUAUAAAGCUACAUUGAAUGCUUACACAAAAGAUCAGAUGGACUUUAAAGGUAUAAAUAUAAACGCAGUUUCUGUACAAGCUACAGAUGGCGAAAAAAAUAAUUUUUACACAUUUUGGCAAAAAUCGAGCAUCCAAUUAUCGGGUGGCUUAGAUUUUCGAAAGUGGGGGUCAGUUUACGCGCGUUUCACCCAUUUACAACACCAACCCUUCACUUAUAACAUCACAGUGACCAACAACAGCGACAAAGAACGUAUGGGAACUUGCCGCAUCUUUUUAGCACCGAGACAAGAUGAACGGAAAGUUGAUUUUGUCUUUAGGGAUCAAAGAAAGAUGUUUAUCGAAUUAGAUCGAUUCACUGUCACUCUCAAACAAGGUUCGAAUACGAUUAACCGCCUAUCAUCGGAUUCCUCCGUUACAAUUCCGUUUGAUAAAACAUUCAAAAAUUAUAACGAAGCAAAUCCACCUGCGCAAUCGGCUCUUUCCGAUUAUUGCCGUUGCGGAUGGCCUAAUCACAUGUUAAUUCCGAAAGGAACCGUGGGAGGACUUCAUUGUCAACUUUUUGUUAUGAUCUCCGAUUAUGAGAUAGACAAAGUUGGGGAAACAACAUCGGGGGAGUGUAAGGAUGCAAUGAGUUACUGUGGAGUUAAGGACCAGAAGUAUCCCGAUAAACGAGCUAUGGGGUACCCCUUCGAUAGACCGUCUAAUUACCAGACUUUGCAGACAUUUCUUACAUCUAAUAUGAUUGUGCAAAAUUGCAAAAUUUUGUUUCGCGACCAAGUGGUGGAAUGACACUAAAUUUUAGUGCUUUAAUUUGAAGAAAAAUUAAUAAACAUGAUUGAUUUAUAUCGACGACUUCGGCUAUGAUUUUUGCGUUUGAAUUAUUAAUGAAUAAAAUCUGUUAAAUAUUUA
Molecule: messenger RNA, 2180 nt
Organism: Onthophagus taurus
Lineage: Eukaryota; Metazoa; Arthropoda; Insecta; Coleoptera; Scarabaeidae
Product: phenoloxidase 1-like
Molecular function (GO): oxidoreductase activity
Source: RefSeq, a predicted model, not a curated record